GGCCUUGAGCUUUCGAGGCAGUUGCGGCGUGCAGCGCCACUGAGCUAAAUCCCUGGCCCCAGUGGUGUAGUUUCUGAAGCUACGCUUAAAUGAGAAAAAGCCUUCUAAGCAUUCACUCAUUCAUCAGGCACUGUUUCAAGACAGUUGUACUGGUUCAUUCCAUCCUUCUAGCAACCAUAUGAGGGAUGGACUAUUACUAGCCCCGUUUUACAGAUCAGGAAAUGGAAGCCUUGAAGUUACAAACUUUUCCAAGAUCUCAUGGCUCAAAUGUGCCAGUUUGGGCUUUGAACCCAGGUAUUCUAGCGGCAGAGCCUAGUUCUGAGUCAGGACACUGAAGUAACAAUGAUUCUCCAAGGAUGAAGUUCACCCUUGGAGGCAAGGACACCAUGGACCCCCGGGGACCAAGCCGGCAGCCUUUCCAGCAGCCUGAGAAACCUGGCCGUGUGCGUCGUCGGAAGACCAGACGGGAGCGGAAUGAAGCCCUGGUGGGCAGCCGUCGGCCACUGGCCCAUCACGAUCCUCCUGUGUCCAGUCAGGGUCCAUCUGUUAUCCACCGGGAUCCUUUGGUUGCUGCUGCCUCCAAGCUUGUGGUUAUAACUCAGGGCCGGCUGAGCCGGGAGCACCGGGGUCUUUUUAACCAUGAGGUGAAAUCCCAAAAUGUGGCCCGGCUGCUUGACGGUGGGUCCCUGGAGCCCAAAACUCCCCUGCUCCCCACUAAGCCUUACUCCAGCCCAGCCAGGAUUCAAGAGCCAGCCUCACAGGCAAGGGGCAAAGAGAACCAGGUGCCUGGGGGCUCAGGCCCAGGCCCACCAAAUUUUCCAGAACUCCCUGGCUUGGGGCAACUUCUGGAGGAGCUACAGUGCCGGUUGAUUUUGCCACAAGCCUUCCCCAGGAGGAACCUGGUGCAGGAGGCCAGAGAUGCCAUCGUGGGAACCUUACAGGCCCUCCAUGGAUGUGUGCCUGAUCUUGCUGUGGUGCUCCAAGGCUGCCAGUCAUCCUUACCAGAGACCAAACCUGAGGUUCCUGAGAGGCAAAGAAUGACACCUUCCUGGAUCAACAGGCCUGAACAGGUCCCAAGGGAAGGGAGGCAGAGGAGGCAACAGGGAACAAAGGACACCUUUACCGUGCCUCAUAUGUCCAGCACUCCCAUUGCACACAGAAUGAGCCUGGAGCCAGCAAGAGGUCCCUGGACACCUUCCUUGCCCUUGUUGUCUUCACCUUCUGGGACAGCCUGGGGCCCCCCAACAGCCUUUGACCUACUAAAAAGCAUUUGGCUUGUAGGCACACCACCUCCUCCCCGUCACUGGUGUGUCGGUCCACCUCAACCCCUGCCUCAGCCAUCACCUUUGUUGCCCCAAACUUCUGACCUGGACUGGAGCCCCAGCUCCCUUGCCCCACUUCCCAGUCUCUCCUGGGUAGUAGCUCAGAGCAGUCCAGAAGCCUGGUCCUUUCCACCCAUGAGACUGUACUGAGGGAGCUGAGGCUAGGCCUGGGCAGGGUAUUCUCAUACCAGUCAUCUCAAUAAAGUACCUUCUUGUCCUCUU
Fukomys damarensis (Damara mole-rat) is the source of this 1544-nucleotide messenger RNA. It is a transcript of the gene Prr19, whose product is annotated as proline rich 19. Lineage: Eukaryota; Metazoa; Chordata; Mammalia; Rodentia; Bathyergidae. The transcript is spliced from 3 exons. The record is from RefSeq and is a predicted model, not a curated record. Bases 357 to 1472 code for a protein of 371 amino acids.